Molecule: messenger RNA, 4721 nt
Organism: Oryzias latipes (Japanese medaka)
Lineage: Eukaryota; Metazoa; Chordata; Actinopteri; Beloniformes; Adrianichthyidae
Gene: znf710b
Product: zinc finger protein 710b
Biological process (GO): regulation of transcription by RNA polymerase II
Molecular function (GO): RNA polymerase II cis-regulatory region sequence-specific DNA binding; DNA-binding transcription factor activity
Source: RefSeq, a predicted model, not a curated record
UGCUCCCAUCCCCCUUCGCCUUUUUCUGUCAUUCUGCCUCUCCCCUCCCUUCUGUUUUCUUUGAGUAGUUUUUCCAUCCUCCUUUUUCCUCUGUCUUCAAUUUGCUCAUCUCCUUGCCAGUCACCUUCCGUCUCUUCCGCUUCUCUUCCUCCUCUCUCCCCGUCGCACUCCGAAUCUGAGCUUGAAACAAUCUUGCAACACAUUUCCAUAAAGCUCACAUGAGAGAUGAGAGAUGCUGAGUCAAAAAAAGAUGCAUAGAUGUUAGACAAAAACAAGGAAUGGCCCUUAGAUGAAAGAGGAUGGAUGAGGAGGAAACAACAUAGAAGAGGGAGUGAAUUGAGUUACCUGGUCGAACCAAAAAUGCAAGUCUGACAUGAUGUUUAUGUACCAUUGUGGACAUCUUUGUACAUUAAUCAUUAUAUAACCAGGGAUCACAGACGAACCAGCAGAUCACACACUCAAUAGCAAAAGAUGGUUUUGUUUGUGUGUUUGUUUGUUUGUGCUGGUAUGACCAGAGUCACUACUGAAACUGUGCUGAGCAAGAUGGUGGAGGAGGGGGGUAAUGUUAGCCCCGCCUUCAGCUCAUCCGCACGUAUAAAAAGGAGAUGAACACAGUCUACUCUCACUGAACACACACACUGAAGAAUGAGAUCCUUAAAGCACCUGAAGGCUCAUAGCAGGAGGAGCGUGGAGGAGGCGAGCCGGCGCCUGGGUAGAUGUGAGCCCAAGGUAAUGGCCAGGCUGGUGGACAUAAGCACACAAACAGAUCCUGUUGUCGUGCUGUCCUUAGCCCAGGCCGCCGUGCUAGGUCUCAUCUCCCAGAAUGAAGUUUUUGGAGCUACUAUUGCACCCAACGGCUUUUACACCGGUGAACCCAAAGAAUCCCCUGCCCCAACAGUAGACGGUGUUGACUACGAGUACGCUGACCAGCUUAUUGGCGCUAACGGAGAUUACCUGGGAGAGAACUUAGAAGACAACCAGAUGCAACCAAGCUGCAGCCAGAGGAGGUGGCAGCAAGGGCCACCCCAACAUCCUGACGAGAAAAUGAUCCUCCCCAAUCGCCAUGGCCUUCAGGGAAGUGAUCUGCCGGUGGCCUCUUCCCAUGUGAAAGGGGAAGUUGUGACCUCUGGAAUGCCCUCCUGUGUCCAUAUGCUGAACAAUAUGGCUCCAAGGGGCGGUUUAGUUCAAGUAGAUCCUGCUGCUCUCAGAGGCACCAACAAAAACUGUGCAGAAUGUGAACGGGAAGCAACUAACCAGCAGCAAGCUAAUCCCCACGUCCAUCCUGCUCCCCCCCAAGUGGCCCACAGAGGGCCAGAGCAGGGCCACAGAGGGCUCCCGGGCCAGCGCCCUAUGGGAGGCCACGGUCGAGGUGGCAGAGAAGGUGAAGAGGAAGUAGAACACCAGACAAACGCCAUGAUGAAGCCCACGCAGCAAGAGGAAGCUAUCAGCAGCUACUUCCAGACCAGUGAAGUGGGUAGCUAUGAUUCAACAGAAAUGGGAAUGGGAGGUGAGUAUGAAGACGGUAGCCAGAGCAUGAUGUGGACAGAUGGAAGCAGUGGGGCGCAGCACCAGCAACCUCCACACCCCCAGCCUCCUCGUCGUCAUGGUGGCCGCAGAGUAGACCGCCUGGAUAUCAACAUCCAGAUUGAUGAGUCUUACUGUGUAGAUGUGGGAGAUGGUUUAAAGCGCUGGAAAUGCCGGAUGUGCGACAAGUCGUACACUUCCAAGUACAAUCUAGUCACACACAUCCUGGGCCACAACGGGAUCAAACCUCACGCCUGUCCUCACUGCGGGAAACUUUUCAAACAGCCCAGUCAUCUUCAGACCCACCUGCUGACUCACCAAGGCACUCGUCCCCACAAGUGCACCGUCUGUAAGAAGGGCUUUACACAGACGAGCCACCUGAAGCGACACAUGCUCCAGCACACCGACAUCAAGCCCUACAGCUGCCGCUUCUGCCGCCGAGGCUUCGCCUAUCCCAGUGAACUGCGAGCGCACGAGGUAAAGCACGAGCGUGGACGCUGCCAUGUCUGCUCGCAGUGCGGCAUGGAGUUCCCCACUUACGCUCAUCUCAAGCGACACCAGACCAGCCACCAGGGCCCCCACACCUUUCAGUGCACCGAGUGCAACAAGUCCUUCGCCUACCGUAGCCAGCUGCAGAACCACCUUCUGAAGCACCAGAGCCCGAGGCCUUACACCUGCUCCCAGUGCGGCCUGGAGUUUGUGCAGCUCCACCACUUGCGUCAGCAUUCACUGACUCAUAAGGGGAUGAAAGGCCACAAGUGUGACGUGUGUUCUCGAGAAUUCACGCUGUCUGCCAAUCUGAAGAGGCACAUGCUGAUUCACAACAGCGUCAGACCCUUCCAGUGUCACGUCUGCUUCAAGAGCUUCAUCCAGAAGCAGACCCUCAAGACCCACAUGAUCGUUCACCUGCCUGUGAAACCGUUUAAAUGCAAGGUAUGUGGCAAGUCUUUCAACAGAAUGUACAACCUGCUGGGCCACAUGCACCUCCAUGCUGGCAGUAAGCCCUUUAAGUGCCCAUACUGCACCAGCAAGUUCAACCUGAAGGGAAACCUCAGCAGGCAUAUGAAGGUGAAGCAUGGAAUGGACGUUUCACCAGAGGGCCAAGCGGAAGUUCUUCCUGAAAUGGAAAGCCAGGGCGACUAUGAAAGCCAGAACUUCAGCUUUACAUCACCAGACAGUAUGGACAACAGUGGCUCCCAGAACCUGACUAAACUCACCACAGCAAACAUGGAGGACAUGGAGGAGUAUUACAAUUUCGGGAAAGAUACAGGCAGCUACUCCACACCUUGAGGCAUUGAUGGAUACAAGGAGAUGUGCUUUCCCUUUUUCUUUAUUUUUUUUUCUCUUUUGUUUGUAUUUUCUUUUGUGUCCUGAAGGAAAUUACAGAUUUUUUUUUAGGCUUUGGGGAGACUCUGGGAAAGCUUUUUUUGUUUUGUCUUGACCUCCUUCCAAAAGAGCAGAUCCGACUGAGGCGAGGAGAGAGCCGAACUUCAAAGACAGAAGCGCUUCAUAUCCGUUGCCUGAACAGAGACACUGAAACUGUCGGCGAGUGCUUGGAGCUCCUUUUAAAGGAUUACUACACGUACCGACUCAAAGACUCUGAUAGACACUCAAAUCUAUAUGUUGUGUGUAAGUAUCAGUUAUUGCAGAAAAAAAAAAAGAAGUCGCAGAGCCAUCAGUUUCAUUUGAUGUGAUGGAAAAUCAUUGUUUGCCAUCAUCAUUCAUGCACAUCCAAUGUAUGCCCUUCUAUUUUUGACGGAAAGUGCCAGCUACAGACAUUUUGCAACUAAGCUUAUACCAUGUCUGCUAUUUACUCACUGUGUAUUGACAUUUGGGUACAUAGUCACUACAUAUUCAUAGGUUUGAAUGCUCCUAUUUAACAGUCCUAAUUAACUGUUCCUAUUUUGACAUUUGAACUGCCUCAGGCGUGUUUGUGCACAGGACAUUGUUACUUCUCCCUAAUCAGGGCACUUUCUAUCAAAGUUGCUUCUGUCUCAUGUCAGCUAAAAUCUGAGGAAAUGAUAGCUGGCAUGUAAAUCUUCUUUCAUUGUGAAAAUCUGCAACACCGUGCAGCGUGUUAAGCCGCCCUUUUCUGUUUUAGAUGCUUUAUAGCUUCACAGCGAUAACCUAUCCGUGUGGUGAAUAUACUGCUCUAGUUUUUGAAUUACUGCAACAACUAUACAAAGCACUUUUACAUCCAACAUGUUCAUUUUUCCUGUGAAAAUUGGUUUGUAGGAUUCGAAUCCUUUGCAAACAGGAGAAGUGGGGUGGAAAAAAAGAUAGUUACAUCUUUAACCCUCUUUUUUUUUUUUUUUUUUUUUCGUUAUGGCAAUACUAACUGAAUUAGCUUCCUUAUAAGGUUUUUGUAAAACUCUGAUUCCCAAAUAGAAAUGUUUCAGCUGAAGAUUCAUCCGUUUGUUUGCUGGAUUCUCUUCACUUUGGAUACACUCGUUUUUGUGAUGUAUUCCCAAAUCCUUAAUUGUGGAAAACAUGCACCAGUUCAAAUUUAAAGAUCCUGCUUUGUUAGAUUUGGAAAGGAUAGAAUUGACAGUGGAGGGAUACUAACCCCCCACACCUCAAAUUCUAGUUUUGGGGACUGCAUUCGACUCCCCUUGUCCUGCCAUGCAGGUCAGCCUUAAUAUGCACACUAAACCAGAGGAACGGUCUACUGUUUCUUUUUUUUUUUCCAGAUGAAAAUGAUUCAACUGAGACCUCUUGGAAAUUGACUGAAUUAUUUAAUAAAGGUUCUCUAGUUUAAAUGAUGAAUGAGGCGGGUUGAAUCUGUCCCAGUGUUAUAAGUCAGUGUUGAGGCAGUUGGAACGACUCUGCUCGUCCUCCACUUUGAUCUGCAAGGAAAAAAGUGAAACUGACAGAAUAUUAUAAGCUUUAUGCUCACAGGGGAAAGACAAUUAGCUGACACUGAAACUGACUUACAUUUUCCUUUCUGGUUUCUCUUUUGGUGACAUCAGAUUAAAUAAAUAAAUCAGCUGGGAUAAUUCAAAAUUUGGUUCAUAACAUGUUUGAAAAUAUGAAAUAUUUAGAAUAGCCUCUACUUAGUUGGUGAGAAAAACUAUAUGGAAUUUCUGAAAAAUGUGUCUAAAGUCCCACGCUGAUCAUCAAUUGAUCUAUUUUCAUAGUGUUCUCAGUGGUCUUUUAAUUAUGAUUAUGCCGUUUUUAGUAAAAUAUUAAAAAAAAAA